Messenger RNA from Arabidopsis lyrata subsp. lyrata, 7494 nucleotides. Its product is annotated as DNA polymerase epsilon catalytic subunit B. Gene Ontology annotation, biological process: leading strand elongation; base-excision repair, gap-filling; DNA replication proofreading. Gene Ontology annotation, cellular component: epsilon DNA polymerase complex; nucleus. NCBI's taxonomy places the organism in Eukaryota, Viridiplantae, Streptophyta, Magnoliopsida, Brassicales, Brassicaceae. Gene Ontology annotation, molecular function: single-stranded DNA 3'-5' DNA exonuclease activity; DNA-directed DNA polymerase activity; DNA binding. The coding region runs from base 341 to 6847 and encodes 2168 amino acids. The transcript is spliced from 50 exons. The record is from RefSeq and is a predicted model, not a curated record.
GAUUAAAGUCCAGUUACAAAAAUGGGGCCAAAUCGGAAACUUGCCGGAAAAAGGAAAAAAAAAGCUCGUAACUUGUUGAUAACCGGAGCAAGAAAGGCAGAGCGAAACCGGCGACGGAAGAAUCCGGUUUCCGUCCGGAUCUUAACUUUACAGUAUAAGUAAAGUUUGUAAUCAGUCCAGAUUGUGUUUUUCGUUCUCUAACAAUUCCAUCUCUUCACCGAUCACAACGUAACAGGGUCAAUCACGAAUCCCUUUGUUUUGAACCCUAAUUUAUUUGAUACAAGAGUGAGUCUCUUAGCAUCGCCGUAAUAAACGAAGGAGAAGUGAUCGGAGGUCGAAUAUGCAGAAAGUUUCAGCCGCAGAUGAACUCGAAACUAAACUUGGAUUUGGGCUCUUCUCCCAAGGGGAAACGCGCCUCGGGUGGCUACUCACAUUUGCAUCAUCAUCUUGGGAAGAUGCCGAUACUGGGAAAACCUUUAGUUGUGUGGACCUUUUCUUUGUCACUCAGGACGGCUCUUCUUUUAAGACUAAGUACAAGUUCCGCCCUUACUUGUAUGCCGCCACCAAAGACAAUAUGGAACUGGAAGUUGAAGCCUACUUGAGACGCCGAUAUCAAACACAAGUUGCUGAUAUUCAGAUUGUUCACAAAGAAGAUCUUGAUCUUAAAAAUCAUCUAUCUGGCCUGCAAAAAAAAUAUCUCAAAGUAUCAUUUGACACUGUGCAACAAUUGGUGGAAGUCAAGAGGGAUCUGUUGCAUAUUGUCGAACGAAACCUCGCAAAAUUUGAUGCAUUUGAAGCAUACGAAUCCAUAUUGGCUGGAAAACGAGAACAACGUCCUCAAGACUGCUUAGACUCUGUGGUGGACCUCCGCGAGUACGAUGUUCCUUAUCAUGUCCGAUUUGCAAUUGAUAAUGAUGUGCGUAGUGGGCAAUGGUACAAUGUCAGUAUUUCCAGCACUGAUGUCAUACUAGAGAAGAGGACGGAUCUUCUCCAACGCGCAGAAGUUCGCGUUUGUGCAUUCGAUAUAGAGACAGUAAAGCUUCCAUUGAAGUUCCCGGAUGCUGAAUAUGAUCAAAUUAUGAUGAUAUCCUACAUGGUUGAUGGGCAAGGUUUUCUAAUUACUAACAGAGAGUGUGUUGGCAAAGACAUAGAAGAUCUGGAAUAUACACCCAAACCAGAGUUUGAAGGGUAUUUCAAAGUCACGAAUGUUAACAACGAGGUUGAACUCCUCCGAAAAUGGUUUUCUCAUAUGCAAGAGUUGAAACCUGGUAUUUAUGUUACAUACAACGGUGACUUUUUUGACUGGCCAUUUAUAGAACGGAGAGCAUCUCAUCAUGGGAUCAAAAUGAACGAGGAGUUAGGAUUCCGUUGUGAUCAUAAUCAAGGUGAAUGUCGAGCUAAGUUUGUGUGCCAUUUGGAUUGUUUUUCUUGGGUGAAACGUGACAGCUAUCUUCCUCAGGGAAGCCAGGGUCUGAAGGCUGUUACAAAGGCAAAACUGGGUUACGAUCCACUGGAAGUGAAUCCUGAGGACAUGGUUCGGUUUGCAAUGGAAAAGCCACAGACAAUGGCCUCCUACUCUGUCUCUGAUGCUGUUGCAACUUACUACCUAUACAUGACAUAUGUCCAUCCGUUCGUUUUUUCUCUCGCAACUAUCAUUCCAAUGGUCCCUGAUGAGGUUUUACGCAAAGGGAGUGGCACCCUUUGUGAAAUGCUUUUGAUGGUUGAGGCUUACAAGGCAAAUGUUGUAUGUCCCAACAAAAAUCAAGCUGACCCUGAGAAGUUCUACCAAGGUAAACUUCUUGAAAGCGAGACAUAUAUUGGUGGCCAUGUAGAGUGCCUCCAAAGUGGUGUUUUCAGAUCUGACAUUCCAACCAGUUUUAAGCUCGAUGCAUCUGCAUACCAGCAACUGAUCGAUAACCUUGGUCGGGAUCUGGAAUAUGCUAUCACUGUUGAAGGAAAAAUGAAAAUGGAUUCAAUUUCCAAUUAUGAUGAAGUAGAGGAUGUAAUCAGGGAAAAGCUCGAGAAGUUACGGGAUGAUCCUAUACGUGAAGAGGGGCCUCUUAUUUAUCACCUUGAUGUCGCGGCGAUGUAUCCAAAUAUCAUCUUAACAAACAGGCUUCAGCCACCAUCAAUAGUUACGGAUGAGGUUUGCACAGCAUGUGAUUUCAACGGCCCGGAAAAGACCUGUCUUAGAAAACUUGAAUGGGUUUGGCGUGGGGUGACGUUCAAGGGAAAUAAAAGUGAAUAUUACCAUCUGAAGAAGCAGAUUGAGUCUGAAUCUGUUGAUGCUGGUGCAAAUAUGCAGUCUUCAAAACCUUUUCUUGAUCUGCCAAAGGUGGAACAACAAUCCAAAUUAAAAGAACGACUGAAAAAAUACUGUCAAAAGGCAUAUAGCCGAGUACUUGACAAGCCAUUCACUGAAGUUCGCGAGGCUGGGAUAUGCAUGAGAGAAAACCCGUUCUAUGUGGACACUGUGCGUAGCUUUCGAGAUAGGAGGUAUGAAUACAAAACACUUAACAAGGUCUGGAAGGGAAAGUUGUCAGAGGCCAAGGCAAGUGGCAAUUCAAUCAAGAUCCAGGAAGCACAUGACAUGGUAGUGGUUUACGAUUCCUUGCAGCUAGCUCAUAAGUGUAUACUUAAUUCCUUUUAUGGAUAUGUCAUGCGAAAGGGCGCAAGAUGGUACUCCAUGGAAAUGGCUGGUGUAGUUACUUAUACUGGAGCCAAAAUCAUCCAGAAUGCUCGUUUGCUUAUUGAGCGAAUUGGGAAACCACUUGAGCUGGAUACAGAUGGUAUAUGGUGUGCUCUCCCUGGAUCUUUUCCUGAGAACUUUACUUUUAAAACGAUAGAUAUGAAGAAAUUCACCAUCUCGUAUCCGUGUGUAAUACUUAAUGUUGAUGUGGCGAAGAAUAAUUCAAAUGACCAAUAUCAGACUCUAGUAGAUCCUGUACGAAAGACAUAUAAUUCACAUAGCGAAUGCUCAAUUGAAUUUGAAGUGGAUGGACCGUACAAGGCAAUGAUUAUUCCUGCAUCCAAGGAAGAGGGAAUCUUAAUUAAGAAGCGGUAUGCUGUUUUCAAUCAUGACGGAACCAUAGCAGAACUCAAGGGGUUUGAGAUGAAGCGUAGAGGAGAGCUGAAACUCAUUAAAGUUUUCCAGGCCGAGCUAUUUGACAAAUUUCUGCAUGGAUCAACCCUUGAAGAGUGUUAUUCUGCUGUUGCAGCUGUUGCAGAUCGUUGGCUUGACCUACUCGAGGGUCAAGGAAAAUAUAUUGCCGAUAGUGAAUUGCUAGAUUAUAUAUCAGAAUCAAGCACUAUGAGCAAAUCGUUAGCAGAUUAUGGUCAACAAAAGUCAUGUGCAGUGACCACAGCAAAACGCCUGGCUGAUUUUCUUGGUGAUACAAUGGUCAAAGAUAAAGGACUGCGCUGCCAAUACAUCGUUGCUCGUGAACCAGAGGAAGCUCUCUUGGUUAGGAACGCUGCUGAUAUUUACAUGAUCUCUUAUUCAAGAAUGUUGCUCACGUCUCAGUAUUUUACUGGGACACCUGUAAGUGAACGUGCUGUCCCUGUUGCCAUAUUUAAAACGGAUGAUCCUGAAAAAAAGUUUUAUCUGCAAAAAUGGUGCAAGAUAUCAUCAUAUACUGGAAUCCGUUCAAUUAUUGACUGGAGGUAUUACAAGCAGCGUCUUCAUUCAGCUAUUCAAAAAGUUAUUACCAUUCCUGCUGCAAUGCAGAAGGUGGCAAAUCCUGUACUUAGGGUGCGUCAUCCUAAUUGGCUCGAGAAAAAGGUCUCUGACAAAUUUCGUCAGGGAAAAAUAGUUGAUAUGUUUAGCUCAGCAAACAAAGAUGGUGUCUUGGACAAAAAUCAUUCGACAACUCAAGAUAAUGUACUGGCGGAUAUUGAAGAUUUUUGCAAAGAAAACAGACCUUCCGUAAAAGGGCCAAAGCCAGUUGCGCAUUCAUAUGAAGUCGAUAGAAAUCACUCUGAGGGUAAGCAGCAAGAGAGUUGGGAUCCAGAGUUCCAUGAUAUCUCAUUUCAGAACGUUGACAAGAAUGUAGAUUACCAAGGAUGGCUUGAACUGGAAAAAAGAAAAUGGAAAAUGACUCUAAAGAAUAAGAAAAAAAGAAGGUUUGAUGAUCUAAAGCCUUGUAAUCAGAUUGAUGCUCACAAGAUAAAUAAAAAAGUCUGUAAGGGAAGAGCAGGUGUAGGCUCAUACUUUAGGAGGCCUGAAGAAGCUUUGACUAGUUCCUAUUUGCAGAUAAUACAGUUGGUCCAAAGUCCACAGAGCGGGCAAUUUUUUGCUUGGGUUGUUGUGGAAGGAUUGAUGCUUAAGAUCCCAUUGACGAUCCCAAGGGUGUUUUACAUUAAUUCCAAAGCUUCUAUAGCUGGAAACUUCACGGGAAAGUGUAUCAACAAGAUUCUUCCUCAUGGAAAGCCUUGUUACAAUUUGAUGGAGGUCAAUAUUCAGGAAGAUCAAUUUAAAAAAGAAAGCAAAAAGCUUGCCGCUCUACUUGCAGACCCCGAAAUUGAGGGCAUAUAUGAAACUAAGAUGCCUCUGGAGUUUAGUGCUAUAUGUCAGAUUGGAUGUGUAUGCAAAAUUGAAGACACGGCCAAACACCGUAACACCCAAGAUGGAUGGAAACUUGGUGAACUUCACAGGAUAACUACAACUGAGUGUCGCUACUUGGAGAAUUCAAUUCCACUUGUUUGUUUGUAUCACAGCACCUCAACAGGUCGUGCUAUUUAUGUUUUAUAUUGUCAUGCUUUGAAGCGUAUGUCUGUUGUGGUAGUCAAUCCUUACGGUGACAAGGAAUUAUUAUCAUCUGCCCUAGAGAGACAGUUUAGAGAUAGUUGCCAAGAAUUGUCACUUGAGCCAUUUUCUUGGGAUGGUAUCCUUUUCCAGGUCGAGUAUGUUGACCAUCCAGAAGCUGCCAAGAAAAAUUUACAAAAAGCGCUCUGUGAAUACAGAGAAGAAAAUUGUGGACCAACUGUGGCAGUCAUUGAAUGCCCUGACUUUAACACCAUGAAGGAAGGUGUAAAGGCCCUGGACGAUUUCCCAUGUGUGAGGAUUCCCUUCAACGACGAUGACAAUAGUUAUCAGCCUGUCUCCUGGCAACGUCCAGCAGCAAAAAUAGCAGUGUUCCGUUGUGCUUCAGCAAUUCAGUGGUUGGAUCGGAGGAUUGCCCAGUCAAGAUACGCCCAUGUGCCUCUGGGGAAUUUUGGACGUGAUUGGUUAACGUUCACAGUAGAUAUCUUCCUGUCCAGGGCACUCCGUGACGAGCAACAGGUUCUUUGGGUCUCAGAUAAUGGUGUUCCAGACCUUGGAGAUAUAAACAAUGAAGAGACAUUUCUAGCUGAUGAGUUACAACAGACAAGUUUGCUAUUCCCUGGAGCGUACAGAAAAGUGUCUGUGGAGUUAAAGGUCCAUAGAUUAGCUGUUAAUGCCCUUCUGAAAAGUGACCUGGUGAGUGAAAUGGAAGGAGGCAGCUUUUUGGGAUUUGAACAAGGUGUGAAUUCUAGAGGAAGUAGCUUAAACGAUAAUGGCAGUUUUGAUGAGAAUAAUGGAUGUGCGCAAGCAUUUCGUGUCCUGAAACAAUUGAUCAAGCGCUUGUUGCAUGAUGCGUGUAAGUCUGGCAAUAUAUAUGCUGAUUCCAUUUUGCAACAUCUGUCUUGGUGGCUCCGCAGCCCUUCCUCAAAGCUUCACGAUCCAGCUCUCCAUCUCAUGCUUCACAAGGUCAUGCAAAAGGUGUUUGCGCUGCUUUUGACUGAUUUGCGGAGGUUAGGUGCUAUAAUAAUAUACGCAGACUUCUCAAAGGUCAUUAUCGACACAGGGAAAUUUGAUCUAUCUGCUGCUAAGACUUAUUGUGAAAGCUUGCUCACAGUGAUGGGGAGUAGAGAUAUCUUUAAGUGGAUCUUGCUUGAGCCGGUUCACUACUGGCACUCGUUACUUUUCAUGGACCAGCAUAACUAUGCUGGUAUCCGAGCUACCGAAGAUGAAAUUUCAGGUGAUGAAGUGACUAUUGAACCAAAGUGGAGCGUUGCACGGCAUUUACCCGAGUAUAUUCAGAAGGAUUUCAUCAUAAUUGUUGCCACGUUUAUAUUUGGCCCCUGGAAAUUUGCAUUAGAGAAAAAGUGGGGCAGUGCAGAGAGUUUAGAGGCAGAUAUGGUAGAAUAUCUCAAGGAACAGAUAGGAACCCGGUUCAUAAGCAUGAUUGUUGAGAAGAUUGGUAAUAUCAGGUCACACAUGAUGGAUAUAAACGUGUCAGAUGCAUCUUGGGCUUCUGGUCAAGCUCCCAAAGGAGAUUACACGUUCGAAUUUAUACAAAUUAUUACUGCUGUUCUGGCUCUUGAUCAAAACGUUCAGCAAGAUGUUCUGGUAAUGAGAAAGAGUCUGUUGAAGUACAUUAAAGUAAAAGAAUGUGCUGCUGAAGCCGGAUUUAUUGAUCCUGGGCCAUCCUUCAUCUUACCCAACGUGGCUUGCAGCAACUGCGGUGCCUACAGAGACCUAGAUUUCUGCAGAGACCCAGCUCUAUUAACAGAAAAAGAAUGGUCAUGUGCGGAUCCGCAGUGUGGGAAGAUAUAUGACAAAGAGCAGAUGGAGAAUAGCCUUGUCCAGAUGGUGAGACAGAGGGAGAGAAUGUACCAGUUGCAGGAUCUAGUGUGCAAUAGGUGCAAUCAGGUGAAAGCCGCUCAUUUGACAGAGCAGUGUGAGUGUUCUGGAUCCUUUAGAUGCAAGGAGAGUGGUUCAGAUUUCCACAAGAGGAUGGAGAUUUUCUUGGAUAUAGCAAAGCGCCUGAAGUUUAGACUGCUAGAAGAAUGCAUCUCCUGGAUUUUAUUUGCCACCAGCUGUUGACAAAACAAUAACAUUAGUGUGUAUUAAUAAUAUUUAAAUGGAAACUUCUGACAUAAGUUAACAAAGCCGGGCACGGCUUUCUCUCUCUAAAAAUCUUUCAAAGAGAGAGAAAGCUUUUUCAUCGUUAGUUUUGCCGUCUGGAUCCAUUUCCAGCUUUCCUUCUAGCAUCAUCUGAUUUCUAUAUCGGUGGUGGCUGGCUAUAUGACCGGCUUAUAUAGCGGCGUUGGCUGGCUUUUGGUUAUUAUGGCGUUAUCUCUCCGUGUUUCAAUAAUCUCAUUGGUUAUGUGUUGGCGGAGGCGUUUUAGGCGAUUAGUCGCUUAACGGUGUUUCUUUUCCGGCUCUUUCCUUUGAUCUACCGGUUUACAGAAACUCAUCAGAGUUUGGUAACUAAAGUUGAAGAAAAGAAGAAUUUUCCGUCGCUUAUUUUAAUUUGCCUUUAGCUGUUAAUUUUCUGGAGCUUCGAUUGGUUUAGCAAAAACUUGUGAAUUAAUCAGAUUUAGUUUUCUCUUUAUCCGUUUUCGUAGGAUCUCAAUUAACUUUUUGAGGUUUUUGGCGGAAAAGUUUAAUCGAUCUGUAUUAUAUCUUUCCAUCUAUUGUGUAGUUAACGGUGAAGAAACAAAAGAAUCAAAGUUCGAUAUAUUCGGCGA